Molecule: messenger RNA, 1311 nt
Organism: Rhodotorula graminis WP1
Lineage: Eukaryota; Fungi; Basidiomycota; Microbotryomycetes; Sporidiobolales; Sporidiobolaceae
Exons: 1
Coding region: 1-1311 (436 amino acids)
Source: RefSeq, a predicted model, not a curated record
AUGCUCGAGAACCGCCAACUCGCCCGCCCGCGCGACAUGGCCGCCCUUGCCGCCUAUGUCGACGCGUCAGAGUCGUGGGACGACGAUCCCGACCUCGACCUGUCCUCGGCCAACCUCCACCACCCUUCCCCCCUCGACCUCACCCUCCAGCCGCCGUCCGACUCGGAGCCAGCGUCGCCCGCCAUAGACCACGACUUUGACGACGACGCCGUCAGUGACGGCUUCUUCGAGCGCGUGGCGGGCGAGUGGGACGACCCGCCGAGGACGCGCGACGAGGACAACGAGUCGUCGGUCGACUCGAGCAGGACCACGUCGACGACCGGCACGCUCAAGGGCCUCAUGCAGGGCCUCUCGCUCGACCCCGAGGCCGACAAUACCCUGUCGUUCGACCUUCCUACGCCCUCCUUGUCGCCACCUCCACCCGCACUCGAGCUCGACGCGACGCGGCGCACGAGCAAGACGACGACCCUGCGCGGCUCGUCCCCGCUCUCGGCCCUCCUGUCGUCCUCGCGCUCGCCCAGCGCUCGCCACAAGGUCCAUCACCUCGGCUCGACGCCCCUCGGCCAGGCGCAGGCCGUCGACGCCGACUGGGACCAGGACCUCGAGGGGCUCGACGCCCUCCAGCUCGGCGGCUCGGCGUCGACCGAGGCGGGCCCGCGCGCCGUCGUCGUCAAGAAGGGCAGCUUCUCGAGCCACAUUAGCCUCGACGACGACGAUGACGACGAUGGCAUGAGCGCGUUCGACGACGACGAGCCGGCGGCGCCGAGCGUCGCCCGCAAGCGCAUCUCGAUCGCCUCGUUCACCGACGCCGAGGACAACGGCGACAGCGAGCACGACUUUGAGCUGCCCUCGACGCUCUCGCACGUUCAACUCGCCCCGACGCUCGCCAACCGGCCGAGCAACGUCAGCCUCAGCUCGGUCGCCGAAGCCGCGCCAGCCGCGCCCGCGCACGAGCCGACAACGCCAGGUCUCGUGCCGUCGAGCCGGCCUCCCCAUCCUUCCUUCACCGCUGCAUCAUUCGCCGCCUCGACACCGGGUCCGCUCACGCCGUCGCGCUCGUCGGACGACGACGGCCCGUCCUCCUCGGCCCUCGACGACGACGACGACGCCGACUUCUUCGAGGACCUCGUCUUGCCUUCGUACUUCCUCGCCGGCACCGCCGUUGACGACGCCGAGCGCAAGCGCGCAGCGACGCCGCCGACGAGCGAGGGCGAGCCCGACUCGGACGUCGCCGCCGCCGCCGCCAAGGUCGACCUGCAGUCGAUCCUGCGCGCCAAGCUCGAGGCCCGCGUACUAAGCUCUCAUGGCUAA